UCUGGGCCUCAGCCUCUGUCAUUCUUGAGCGGAUUGUUUGUUGUCAAAAUGGAGUUUUUACUCGGCAAUCCGUACAGCACUCCCGUGGGCCAGUGUGUAGAGAGGGCCACAGAUGGAGGACUACAGAAUGAGGACUGGACCCUCAACAUGGAGAUCUGUGACAUCAUAAAUGAGACGGACGAAGGGCCAAAAGAUGCCAUGCGAGCACUGAGGAAGAGACUCAGUGGCAACAAGAACUUCAGAGAAGUGAUGCUGGCGCUAACGGUACUGGAAACAUGCGUAAAGAACUGUGGUCACAGGUUUCAUGUCCAGGUGGCCAACAGAGAUUUCAUCGAUGGCGUUUUGGUUAAAAUCAUCUCCCCGAAAUCCAAUCCUCCAACUAUAGUUCAAGACAAAGUGCUAUCGCUCAUACAGGCCUGGGCCGAUGCGUUCAGGAGUAGCCCUGAUCUUACUGGCGUCGUCCAUAUUUAUGAGGAACUUAAAAGGAAAGGCAUUGAAUUCCCAAUGGCAGACCUGGAUGCACUGUCUCCCAUUCACACGCCACAGAGGGGUACUCCUGAGGUGGAUCCGGCCAUGAUCAAGUACCUCGCCCCUAAAUCACCUGCUGUUGAGACUCCGAAACCUGCCCCGACUCCUGUCCCCGCUGCGCACGUCUCCACCGUGCCCGGCCCCAUCAUAGCUACCCCUGAACAGAUCGCUCGGCUGCGCAGUGAGUUGGACAUAGUGAGAGGAAACGUCAAAGUCAUGUCAGAGAUGCUAACAGAGAUCGUCCCCGGCCAGGAAGAUGCCUCUGACCUAGAACUGCUGCAGGAGUUGAACCGGACAUGCAGGGCGAUGCAGCAAAGAGUGGUUGAGCUGAUUUCACGUGUUUCUAAUGAGGAAGUGACCGAGGAGCUGCUACAUGUCAAUGAUGACCUCAACAACAUUUUUCUCCGAUAUGAGAGGUUUGAGAGGUGCAGGUUGGGUAGAGCGGCGCAGAACAAUGGGCUGUCAGAGAUGUUGAAUGAGGCCACAGAAGACAACCUGAUAGACCUGGGCCCUGGUUCCCCUGCUGUGGUCACACCCAGGGUCACAUCCAGCCCCCCACCUCAGUCCACUGUUGGGGCCACUACCUCCCCACCUCAUCACCCCACUACAGCAUCACUGUCCACUGCUCUAGCUGGCCUUGAUGUAGGUGCAGACAGUGUGAGCAGCACGCUGUCGUCUCUACCGGGCCGCAAACAGGAUGACUUUGACAUGUUUGCCCAGACCAGGAGUAGCUCGCUGGCUGAACAACGCAAAAAUGUAAAGUAUGAGGACCCACAGGCCCUGGGUGGCCUGGCCUCAGCUCUGGAUGUGAGACAGCACAACACAGGAGGGCUGAGGGUAAAAGGUGAUGAUAACCCAGCAGAUCAGGAGCUGCCCAUAGACAGCUGGCUAAUUACCCAAGGAAUGAUCCCUGUCUCGCAGUCCUCUGUCAUGGAUGACAUAGAGGAGUGGCUCUGUGCUGACGUGAAAGGGGAUGCCAGUGAGGAAGGGGUGACAAGUGAAGAGUUUGAUAAGUUCCUGGAAGAGCGAGCAAAGGCAUCGGACACCCUUCCAUCUCCUCCGGCAGCUAACCAUGCUCACCCAGCCCGAGCCCCUGGUGGCUCCCUCAAGAAGGCUGAACGGACAGAAGAUGCCCUCUUUGCCUUGUAGUCUGUUCCCCCCCGAGAACCUUGAUGCCUCUCCAGGGCAUCUGAAGGACUGUCUUUCUAGUGCCCUUUCAAAGCUAUUAGCCGAUCAGCACUGCUCUAGCAAGUGCUCUACUCCUCUUUGUCAUGCUUGUGCCACAGUGUUGCUCUAAUGUACAGAGUUCCAACAUGUGUGCUGUGCAUUACUGUGCUGCAUUUAACUAUAUAUGGAUGUAUUAACCUGUUGUAUGGGAUGUACGACUUGCAGACUUGCGUUUAUAACAUUCCGCUAAAGGAGGGCAACAUUUUUCCGAUGUGGUUUGAGAAAAAAAAUCAAAAAAACAUGGACUAUUACUGCGAGAUUAACGCAAAGAUUGCUGCAGGUCCAUGGAUUGAGUCAGUAUGAAAACAAAAUUAGGACAAUAUUGUACUACAUUCAUCUGAUUUCUAAUUUAUGCAUUUAUUGUUUUAAUAAUUUUGUUCUGUACUCUGUACUAGCUCUGUGGUUAUGGUUGAUCCAUGCAUUUUGUUUGUACACCAGAUGGAGUUAUAGUCAAAAAACUAAUAUGUGCAAUGGUGCCUGAAGCAAUGUAGAUAAAAUUAUGUUAGCAGGCAAACUUUGCUAACUGGGAAUACAACAGCUAAAUCAUAGCUAAUCGUGUAUGCCAGUAUUUGUUUAACCAAAGGGAUGUAGAAAAAAAACCUAAAAUCUGAAAAGCAGUAGUGAAGAAGGGGAAGGAAGUUGGUCCAUUGAUAUUUUCAGUCCUCUAAAAAGCUUCAACACUUAAACUAAGAGAAAUAUCUCAAACACUUGCUAACACGCGUAGCCGUUCCAAAGACUAUGAAGGCUUUAAUGACCAGCUAGCUCUUAAUAUUCCCUGCUCAUCAAUAAUCAUGUUGUUGUGUCAUGCACAUUUUCCUUCCCCUGCUAUCAUUAAGGUCAGUGCACUUUGAAGCAAAAACAAAUAUGUAUUUUCUCCUUUAUGUUUACAAGAUGGUCACUAUUUUUCUAGGGGAUGGGAAAUGGUCUUUAGAUUGACUUCAUUUUGCACAUAACUUUUCUAACUGUGUAAUUGCAGCUCCUGUUCCCACAGAAGUGGGUAGAUGAACUGUCAAAAGUGGGAUUGCAAAAAAAAAGUAUUAGAAAUUGCACAAAGAUACAAGCGAACGUUGUUUUUCAAAUUAUCAAGCAUUAUAGUUGAAUAAAGUACUCUUUAAGUAUUAAAGGAUGUGUUUGCAUAGAUGGGUCCUCACAUAUUCUAUACUGAAUAAUGUAUAUACCUCAAAAUACAGGAUUUUUUAAUUUCUGUAUCUGGUCAAAAUGUAUUAGCUCAUAAAACCCAGAAGGCAGAAAUGUUAAUGUAUUAUUUGGGCCCCUGAUUGUGUUUUUUAUAGGUCAUGUAAGGAAAAACGUGCUUGAACCUGUCUUGGAUCAAACAAACACAGUUAUACAUUUCAUGCAUGCAGUCAAUUAAAUUCAAUUAAUUUCAAUUUAAUUUUACUAUCUCUCAAGCUGAUUGUCCUGUUUUUAAGAGGAAGUCCAUUUCAAUCUUCAACCCUAAUCAGACUUUCUUGUUUUAUUAACAGUUUUCGCCAUAAUCCUCCCAGUGGAGAAGAAGAAGAUAUUCAUGAUUUGUGUCUAUAUAAUCAUUAUGAUUUAAAUAUUUAAAUGCAGUUGUACCAGUUACAGUUGUAAAAUCUAUCACUAAUGAGCUUUAACUGUCUUAUAUGCAGUAUGGUUAUAUAGGUUCAGUAUGUUUGCCAGCCAACUGAGAUAAUAGCAUUAAAUUUGCUGUUGAUUAGUGUGUGUGUUUUUUUUUUUUUUUAAAUCAUGCAGGCUAAACAUAAAGCAUUCCUAAAAUGAAUAAAAUGUUUUAUGUAUAUGUACAAUGUGUUUCUGGAUCAGUAACAAAGUGUCAUUGUGUGUUAAUUGCUUUUAUGAAGUCUUUAUAGCAACAUGUAUUCCUCGGAAUUGUGGCUAUAUCUCAAAAUUGUUACUGAAUGUCUUUUAAUAUAGAUAAGGCAGCAUUUAGUGAACAUUUUGUGGACACAGAUAUGAUGCUUAUUUUCUGCUGUUUGGUCUCUUGUGGGUUUAGCUUUUCCAUCUGCUGCCAUCACAUAAUGGUCAGAUUUUUUUGUUUGACCUAAUGCACGUUGUACGUAUGUAACUGCCCAAUAAAACACUAGCAGUGUGUGACCUCUA
Messenger RNA from Solea senegalensis (Senegalese sole), 3855 nucleotides. It is a transcript of the gene tom1l2a, whose product is annotated as TOM1-like protein 2. Gene Ontology annotation, biological process: signal transduction. Gene Ontology annotation, cellular component: endosome; membrane. Gene Ontology annotation, molecular function: clathrin binding; ubiquitin binding; phosphatidylinositol binding. The transcript has 17 exons. NCBI's taxonomy places the organism in Eukaryota, Metazoa, Chordata, Actinopteri, Pleuronectiformes, Soleidae. Bases 49 to 1677 code for a protein of 542 amino acids. The record is from RefSeq and is a predicted model, not a curated record.